CUCAACAAUCACCUACAUGCUUCAGAUGUCAGAGGAGCCGCUGGAUGAGCUGGACCUCAAGAAAUACAACACAUCAGAUGAGGGAAGAAGAAGACUGGUACCAGCCGUGAUCAACUGCAGAAAAGCUCUUCUUGCUGGCUGUAAUCUCACUGCUCAGUGUUGUGAGAGUUUGUCAUCAGCUCUACAAUCCUCAAACUCUGUCCUGACACAGCUGGACCUGAGUAACAAUGACCUGCAGGAUUCAGGAGUGAAGCUGCUCUCUGAUGGACUGAAGAGUCCAAACUGUCAGCUGCAGAUACUAAGGUUGUCUGGCUGUAUGGUGACAGAGGAAGGCUGUGGUUAUUUGUCUUCAGCUCUGAGUUCAAACCCCUCACACCUGAGAGAGCUGGAUCUGAGCUACAAUCACCCAGGACAAUCAGGAGUCCAGCUGCUCAAACACAAACUGGAGGAUCCCAACUAUAAACUGCAGAUACUCAAUGUGGAUCAUGGAGGAGAGAUCAUGAUGACAGCAGGACCACGAAAGUAUGCCUGUGAUCUCACACUGGAUCCAAACACAGUAAACACUCGUCUCAUUCUGUCUAAUGAGAACAGCAAAGUGGCACACGAGGGAGAGAAACAGUCAUAUCCUGAUCAUCCAGAGAGAUUUGAUGAGUGUCAUCAGGUUCUGUGUGUUGAGAGUCUGACUGGACGCUGUUACUGGGAGGCUGAAUGGAGUGGACGUGUAAAAAUAUCAGUGUCAUAUAAAGGAAUCAGCAGGAAAGGAGAGAGAGAUGACUGUAUAUUUGGAUACAACAACAAAUCCUGGAGUCUGAUCUGUUCUGAUAACAGAUUCACUGUCUGGCACAAUAAGAACAGCACUGAUAUACCUGCCCCAUCAUCCUCUAAGAGAGCAGGAGUGUAUGUGGACGUGUCGGCCGGCACUCUGUCCUUCUACAGCGUCUCUGACACACACACAGUCACACACUUACACACAUUCAACACUACAUUCACUGAACCCCUCUGUGCUGGAUUUAGGGCUUAUCCUGAUUCCUCAGUGUCUCUGUGUGAUUAAACAAUAGAGAGACUCAAUGUAAAUCCUCUUUCUGAUGUUCACAUGCACACAAACCCAUCAAAUCUCACAUCAUUACAUUUGUAUUCAUUCAUUUUUUUAUUAAUAUUUUACAUUAUCAUCCAGAAGUUUUGAAUCUUGAUCAGACACACAUACUGUUCUGAAUCUUUAAUAAACAGAGUAAUACGUUUUAUUUAAUAUUUAUAUUGUAAACUGAUCAUCAAAUUUAA
Molecule: messenger RNA, 1278 nt
Organism: Sinocyclocheilus rhinocerous
Lineage: Eukaryota; Metazoa; Chordata; Actinopteri; Cypriniformes; Cyprinidae
Product: ribonuclease inhibitor-like
Exons: 5
Coding region: 17-1051 (344 amino acids)
Molecular function (GO): protein binding
Source: RefSeq, a predicted model, not a curated record